AUGUGUUUUUUAAUUUGCUGGUGUUAAAAUGUGUGCCCGAAAUUCAACAUUUGGAAAUAAUUUUGAGAUUUUGAGAGAAAAUCUCAGAGAAUCUGGAUCGAAUUUUGACAACGGGAGGUGUCUUAAUGAUUUGAGGCCUGUUGAAGAAAUACCUCACCCUUAUCAAGAAAUUUUUGCAGAAUAUCCUUGUUUUAAUCCCAUUCAAUCAAAACUAAUCGACGAAGUUUUGUACGCAGACCAAUCAAUAGUCGUCUCUGCCCCAACUGGUUCAGGAAAAACGGUAAUUUUUGAACUAGCUAUAGUUCGCCUUUUGAUAGCUUGUGAGAGAACCAAUUUCUCUGAAAAAUUCAAAAUUGUGUACAUUUGCCCAAUGAAAGCUCUCUGUGAGGAGCGCUUAGUAGAUUGGAACAAAAAAUUCUCAAAUUUUGGCCUAAAUCCGAUUUCUGUAACCGGCGAUAGUGAAAAUAUCGACUUCCAAAGUCUCCGAAACCACAAUCUUAUAAUCACAACUCCGGAAAAAUGGGAUUGUCUCACACGCAAAUGGCGAGAAAACCUCGAUUUGGUCGAGAUUGUUAAACUUUUCAUGAUUGACGAAGUUCAUCUGCUCAAUGAAGAGUGUCGAGGAUCGACUCUCGAAACAAUUGUUUGUCGGAUGAAAACCAUCGAAGAAUCAGUUAAAAUACAAAAAACAAGCGAUUUAAACCAUAAAAUCCGCUUCAUUGCUGUUUCUGCAACUAUAGCCAAUAUCGAGGAUAUCGCAGAGUGGAUUGGAACAUCAUCUAAAUCGUUCAAAUUUUCAGACGAUUUUCGUCCAGUUAGGUUGAAUAAAAUCGUUAUGGGGUAUUCGGAACCCCCAAAAUCGACUCCUUUCAAAUUCGAUUUGACUUUGAACUACAAAUUGCACUCUUUGAUGAUGCAAUAUUCACACGGAAAACCGACACUUAUUUUUUGCAGCACUAGGAAGAUCGUCGAAAUGACAGCUAGACACAUUUUUCAACAUUUGACAAUCAGUCUAAAACCGGAGCAAAAGCAACGUCUAGUAGAAGAAGCAUCGAAAAUUUCUGAUGGUAAAAUCAAGGAAACCCUGAUUCAUGGUGUAGGGUACCAUCAUGCUGGAAUGCUACCGGAAACAAGACGCGCAAUUGAAAACUUAUUUCGUAACAAUGAACUUCCCGUUUUGGUCACUACUAGUACCCUAGCAAUGGGUGUAAAUCUUCCUGCCCAUUUGGUUAUAAUUAAAUCAACGAAAUGUUACACUAAUGGUGGUUUUCGGGAUUAUACCGAAACAGCCCUUUUGCAAAUGAUUGGUCGGGCUGGCCGGCCUCAGUAUGAUACUGAAGCUACAGCUCUUAUCCUAACCUCAACAAAAGAGAAGGAAAAGUUCGAAAAAAUGAUCGGCGGUUUAGAACCCAUCGAAUCGAAUUUGCAUCGACAUUUAAUCGAUCAUUUGAACGCUGAGGUGGUUUUGCAAACCAUCACAGGCCUUGAAAUCGCAUUGCGUUGGCUUUCUUCAACAUUUCUCUACAUUCGAGCGAAAAAAAAUCCGCGACAUUACGGCCUACCGAGCUCGGAUCCGGCCUCAAUAGACCGGAGACUUUUAGAGAUGUGUCAAAUUGAGCUGAAUAAAUUAAUUAACGCGGGAAUGUUAACAAUCGAUCAAGACGUCCUCCUCAAGGCGACUCCAGUGGGGGCCGCAAUGGCUAAAUAUUACCUCGCCUUCGAGACAAUGAAACUGUUCACUCAGAUCAAUGGAGGGGAAAUUUUGCAACAAAUACUCAACUUGAUUUCAAAGUGUUCGGAGUUUUCCGAAAUGUAUUUGCGAGUCAACGAUAAAAAAUGUCUGAAUUUGUUGAACAAAUGUCGCAAUAGACAAACAAUUCGGUUUCCACUUAACGGCAAAAUUAAGACUUUGGACAUGAAAAUUAAUUGUAUUAUUCAAGCAGUUCUGGGGUGUUUGGACAUUUGUGACCAUUCCAUACUUUCAGAAACGUUGAAAAUCAUGCGAAAUGGCGAACGAAUUGUCAAAUGUUUGAUUGAAUAUUUGGAAGUGAAGGAGAAAUGCUUUCAAGCAUUGCUUAGCACAAUUAUUUUAGCAAAAUGCUUUCAUGUAAAACUCUGGGAGAAUUCGCCUUAUGUUAGUAAACAGUUGCCUGGAAUUGGGAACGUAAUGUCGUCUCAUUUGGUCAAUGCUGGCAAAACUUCCUUUCAAUUAAUAUCAGAAUGCGAUCCGAGAGAAAUUGAAUUAAUAAUUAAUAAAAAACCGCCAACUGGUAAUAAAAUUUUAGAACAAAUUCAGCAUUUACCAAAAUAUGAAAUGACACUACAAGUGCAAAGUAAAGCCCAAAUCAAACUAACUGUUUCAUUGAUAAAUGCACAACAUUUAGAAACGAAAUGUACAGUUAAUCGCAAUUCAUUGAUGUAUCUUUUAAUUGGUGACUCUUCUAAUAAUAUUUUGCUCUAUGAAAAAUACAGUCACUCCUAUUUUAUUGAAAAUCCGGACGUUGUUAGAUUUGUGGAUUUCCAAGAAAAAAAUUUUGAAUUCAUUGAAGCUCAUUUUAUCAGUGAGGAUUGGGUGGGUAUUGAUUGUACUGCAAAAUAUGAAACAGCACCAAAAGUCAAAAAUCCUGAACCUAAAACAUCGAAACGAAACGAAAAUUCGACCUAUAUGCAAACAUUUAUGGAUAUGUAUAUGAAGUGUAAAAAAAAAUUAACACCACCAACACCGAACGAGAUGAAACUUCAUGAAAAUAAAAAAUCCAACAAGAUUAUUAUUCAUAGUGACAUAACUUUUAACACUAAGAAUGCAAAAAGUGAAGAAAAAAUUGUCAACUCACUUUUUGACUCGUCAAAAUCAAAGUAUGACCUUUCACCGUCACGUGACACUAGUUUCAGUUAUAACGGUAACAAACCAGUGAGUGAAUCAAAAGUCAACAAUUCGUAUGAGUGUGAAAAUGACAAAUCUAUAGUGAGGAAGUUUCAAAACACACCUAGAAAAAUGUCUUAUAAAGAAUUUUUUCGGAGUGAUGAGACUCCAGCCAAAAAAUUAAACAUCGAAAACAAACUCAAAAAUACCAGUGGUGAAAAAAUUAAAAACUCAAUUUUUAUCUCUUCAAAAUAUGAUAUUUCACCGUCACGUGACGCUAGUUUCAGUUAUAACGGUAACAAAGAAAAAGUCAACAAUUCGUUUGUGACAAACUAUGAGUGUGACCAACCUAUAGUGAGAAAGUUUCAAUACACCCCUAGAAAGUUAACUCAUCAGAAAGAAUUUUCUUGGAGCGAUGAACCUCCUGUAAAAAAAUUAAACAUGGAAGAUAGGCCUAAAAGUGGUACUAAAAUAACAUGGAGGUCGCCUUUGACGUACUCCCCUCCAGUUAAGUUCUCGCCGAAAAUCGGUUAUAACCGGUUGAAUGUGACCAAUGGAGAGAAUGAAUGUUUGUCGACCAGUCGUGCUUCAUCUUCAUCUCUGAAUCAGUUGAAUGAUUUUCAUAACGAAACAAUAUCGAACAAAAGUCAAAACAAGUCGAAUUUUUUCAAUUCUAGACCAAAAUUAAGUUUGUCAAGAGGAAAAGUUGAAUUUCCACUUACUGACAAAGCUUAUGCUGAUGAAAAUAACAAACGAAAUGAUAUUUUGGAAAAAGUUGGUGAUAUUGCGUCCAUUUCGUUUUUGGAAAGUUUUGGACUUAUAUCACCAAGAGAACGACAAAAUAAGUUGAGUGAAAUUAAAUCACCUAAUGAAUAUUAUCAUCAACUUUUGUCACAAUCUGAUAGAAAAGUGAAGAGUGAUAGUACAACAGGGAAUGAGAGUUUUUAUACAGCUGAAGAGAAAAGUCAAAUUUUUGAAAAACCAAAAUUGGUGAAAAGAGUUGCCAACCAAAAUUGUUAUUCUGAAGAGAUUAAUCGUGGUCCUAAAUCAGAUGUUGAUUUUUCUUUGACACUUAAUAAUGUGCAGGAUACACCAACUUCUAACAAUUUGGAAAGGGAAAGAAAGAAUUUUUCCCAAUAUGAGACUGAAACUGGGGGAAAAACAAAAAAGGGAAACGCAUUUGAAAACCCAUUUAACGAUUCAUUUGAAUCACUUUUAAUGGAACAUGAUUAUGGAUUGGUGGAAAGUGAUAUAUCGAAUAGUUUUGUUAAAGAAAGUUUUUUUGAAGUCAAUGCGAGAGAGAUGAUAAAUCCUUUUGAGUAUCAAGAACCGACACAAAAUUCCAUAAUGUUAAAUCGAAGAAAACCUUCAGAUUUCAGAGCUUUUAAGGAACAUACAAACAACUCGAAUCAGAUUUGUCGAAGUCGAUUUUUUCAUACACCAAGAAUACCACAAGAUCAAAACCGCUCUUAUUGCAAUGAUAGUUUUCUACAACCUGUAUCAUAUAAUCAUUUUCAAAAUUGUUCACAAUUUUCAAGAAUUGGUGAUGAUUUUUACCAAACGGAGUAUCAAGAACGUCCAAUGAAUUCUUAUGUUAGAAAUCAAUAUUUUGAUUUUGGUCAAGAUCCUUACUUAAAUAUUUCAAAACCGAGUUUUUCUGACAGAAGGAAUGUCUUUGAUGUUCCUCAACCUUAUCACAGGGGAAAUAUUGAUAAUUUUGAUAGUUAUGGCUACAUUAGGAGAACUAUGGAUAAGGAAUAUGACCCAUUUGACUACAGGAAUAAUCCUCAACACUACCAACCUGAACCAAGUUUUGAUCUUUUUGAAACAUCACAAAGAAGUUAUCCUCGAAAUAGUCAAGAUUUUGAUAUUGAUAGAUCAAAAGUUUAUUAUGAUAGUAGUCCUUUAUCUUUAUCUUAUCUAGAAAGAGAUACUAAUAUUAGUGCAAAUUCGGAAUUGCCCAACUCACAGAUGUCAAGAGGACACUAUUUUGAGUCUUAUAAUUCGUUUAACGACGAAUAUAGCAAUAAGCAAUAUUUAAUGCAAAAAUUUUUAAAUUCUGUAGGUUCUAAUGAAAAAAGAGCAAACUUUUUUCCCUAA
Tribolium madens (black flour beetle) is the source of this 4963-nucleotide messenger RNA. Its product is annotated as probable ATP-dependent DNA helicase HFM1. The record is from RefSeq and is a predicted model, not a curated record. Lineage: Eukaryota; Metazoa; Arthropoda; Insecta; Coleoptera; Tenebrionidae. Gene Ontology annotation, molecular function: nucleic acid binding; ATP binding. The coding region runs from base 29 to 4963 and encodes 1644 amino acids. The transcript is spliced from 19 exons.